CUCAGUUUCUGCCCGAUUACCUAAUUAAUUCAUAGAUCCACCUUAAAAACUGGGUAAUCCCGGGCUGGUCCCUCCCUCUCUCGCGGUCUCUACUAAGCACUAGUUCACUUCCCUCUCUCUCAGUUUCUCCCCUCCUUUCCUAGCCAGGAAAAGACGCCGACCCGGACUUUUGGGUCUUUCCUCUGGUCGACUGUUUGAAUGUGCCUGACCCCUCCAGUCCUCCUUGACUGGAUCUGCUCUUUGUUACCUUUAACCCUCCUCUGAUUUAUAUUAGAGGAGAGAGAGAGAGAGAGAGAGAGAGAGCGAGAGAGAAAGGGGCAGUUUUAUUUCUCCCUUUUGAACCGGAUUGAUUUCUGACUGAUUCUCUGGAUUUGUUUCCUUCCUCUCUUGGUUGGUGGGGGGGUGGGGGGGGGGGGGGUUUGCCGCUGCAGGACCAGAGAGCUGAUGCUACUGUCAAAUAAACUGGUUUAAAACGUCGGAACAAAAGGGACGUUGAAGAUCUUUUUUCUUCACCAUCCGGGUCUGUCAAUCAAAUUUCCACCACUGCAGUUGUCAAGUUGGAGCCCUGCUGAGAGAAAUGGACAAACCCCUCUAAAACUGCCAAGACGACACCAACCGCAGGACGUGAUUUGGACAAGGACACCUCGAGUGGAGAGACCAGAACAUGUUUACUCCCCUUUUUCCAUGGUAACCCAAGAGGAGCAUGCACGUCCGGGUCAGGAGCUAACCUCAGCGCUCAUCUCCUGCCUCCUGUGAGAACUACACUACCCACAAUUCCUGUGAACUGACGGCCCAGUCUUAACGCUUGGAUCGAUUCAAAAAAGACACUCGGAGGAAUAAAAAAACUACAAAACCAACACUAACGACACUGCUGUGAAGAGGACCGACAUGGCCAACAACACGGCGGACCACCCUCCGGGGAAUUCGGUCACGGAGGGCAACCAUGACGGGGACUUUGGGGUGACCGUGAUGGAGCUGAGGGAGCUGAUGGAGCUGCGGAGCUCCGAAGCCGUGGCCAAGAUACAGGAAGCGCACGGAGACGUGCAGGGCAUCUGCCGCCGCCUGAAAACAUCCCCUAUAGAAGGUCUGUCUGGUAACCCCGUCGAUUUGGAGAAACGUCACACGGCGUACGGCCAGAACUUCAUCCCCCCCAAGAAGGCCAAGACUUUCCUGCAGCUGGUGUGGGAGGCUCUGCAGGACGUCACGCUCAUUAUUCUGGAAAUCGCUGCCAUCAUCUCGCUGGGCCUGUCCUUCUACCAUCCACCAGGGGGCAACAAUGAAGCAUGCGGCGAGGUUGCAGGUGGCGUGGAGGACGAGGGCGAGUCCCAGGCCGGUUGGAUCGAGGGCGCCGCCAUCCUGUUCUCGGUCAUCAUCGUCGUCCUGGUGACGGCCUUCAACGACUGGUCCAAGGAGAAGCAGUUCCGCGGGCUGCAGAGUCGCAUCGAGCAAGAGCAACGGUUCUCCGUCAUUCGCAAAGGCCAGGUCAUCCAGAUCCCCGUGGCCGAGCUCGUGGUGGGAGACAUCGCUCAGAUCAAAUACGGAGACUUGCUGCCUGCUGACGGGAUCCUGAUCCAAGGCAACGACCUGAAGAUUGACGAGAGCUCUCUCACCGGAGAGUCCGAUCAAGUCCGAAAGUCUCUGGAGAAGGACCCCAUGCUGCUGUCCGGGACCCAUGUGAUGGAGGGAUCAGGCCGGAUGGUGGUGUCAGCCGUCGGCCUCAACUCUCAAACCGGCAUCAUCUUCACUCUGCUGGGUGCCGGCGACCACGACGAAGUGAAGAAGGUCAAGAAAAGUAAAAAACAAGGACCCCCCGAAAAUCGCAACAAAGCCAAAACCCAGGACGGCAUCGCCCUGGAGAUCCAGCCGCUGAAGAGCGAGGAGGCCGCCGAGUCGGAGGAGAAGGAGGACAAAGAGGAGGUCAAACCAGUGAAGAAGGUCAACGUGACGAAGAAGGAGAAGUCGGUGCUGCAGGGCAAACUGACCAAACUGGCUGUAAAUAUCGGGAAGGCUGGUCUGAUCAUGUCGGCUGCGACCGUCAUCAUCCUCAUCCUCUACUUUGUGAUCGACACCUUCGGGAUCCAGGGUCGUUCCUGGGUGGCCGAGUGCACCCCCAUCUACAUCCAGUACUUCGUCAAGUUCUUCAUCAUCGGCGUGACGGUGCUGGUGGUGGCCGUUCCUGAGGGGCUGCCGCUUGCCGUCACCAUCUCUCUGGCCUACUCUGUCAAGAAAAUGAUGAAGGACAACAACCUGGUGCGUCACCUGGACGCCUGUGAGACCAUGGGCAACGCCACGGCCAUCUGCUCGGACAAGACGGGCACGCUGACCAUGAACCGCAUGACGGUGGUGCAGGCGUACGUCGGCGACACGCACUACAGAACCGUGCCCGAAUCCGACGCCAUCAAACCUGAGACUCUGGAAAUUAUGAUCAACAGCAUCUCCAUCAACUCGGCGUACACCACCAAGAUCCUGCCUCCGGAGAAAGAGGGCGGCCUGCCUCGCCACGUGGGCAACAAGACCGAGUGCGCUCUGCUGGGUUUGGUGCUGGCGCUGAAGAGGGACUACCAGCCAAUCAGAGAUGAGAUCCCCGAAGAGAAACUCUACAAGGUUUACACCUUCAACUCCUCCCGCAAGUCCAUGAGCACGGUGCUGAAGAACGCUGACGGAGGUUACCGCAUGUACAGCAAAGGAGCGUCAGAGAUCGUCCUCAGAAAAUGCUCCCGUGUCUUGGACGCCCGGGGUCAUCCUCGCGUCUUCAAGUCGAAGGACCGUGACGAGAUGGUGCGAAAGGUGAUUGAGCCCAUGGCGUGUGAAGGUCUGAGGACCAUCUGCGUGGCCUACAGGGACUUCCCCGCCGAGGCCGGGGAGCCCAACUGGGAAAACGAGAACGAGAUCCUGAACGAGCUCACCUGCAUCGUCGUGGUCGGCAUCGAGGACCCCGUCAGACCCGAGGUACCCGAGGCUAUUUCUAAGUGCCAGCGCGCAGGCAUCACUGUGCGUAUGGUUACCGGAGACAACAUUAACACCGCCCGCGCCAUCGCCACCAAGUGUGGCAUCUUGCUGCCCGGAGAGGACUUCCUGUGUCUGGAGGGCAAAGAGUUCAACCAGCAGAUCAGAAACGACCAGGGAGAGGUGGAACAAGAGCGUCUGGACAAAGUUUGGCCCAAACUACGUGUUCUGGCUCGGUCCUCUCCGACAGACAAACACACUCUGGUCAAAGGUAUCAUCGACAGCACGGUGCUUGACACCCGGCAGGUGGUGGCCGUGACGGGAGACGGGACCAACGACGGCCCCGCUCUCAAGAAAGCCGAUGUUGGCUUCGCCAUGGGAAUCGCCGGCACAGACGUGGCCAAAGAGGCGUCCGACAUCAUCCUGACCGACGACAACUUCACCAGCAUCGUCAAGGCCGUCAUGUGGGGGAGGAACGUCUACGACAGCAUCUCAAAGUUCCUGCAGUUCCAGCUGACCGUCAACGUGGUGGCCGUGAUCGUGGCGUUCACCGGCGCCUGCAUCACACAGGACUCUCCUCUGAAGGCCGUCCAGAUGCUCUGGGUCAACCUCAUCAUGGACACUCUGGCGUCUCUCGCUCUGGCCACCGAGCCACCCACCGAGUCUCUGCUGCUCCGUAGACCGUACGGCCGUAACAAGCCUCUCAUCUCCAGGACCAUGAUGAAGAACAUCCUGGGUCACGCCGUGUACCAGCUCGUCAUCAUCUUCACCCUGCUCUUCGCUGGCGAGUCGAUCUUCGACAUCGAUAACGGACGCAACACUCCCCUACACUCGCCGCCGUCGGAGCACUACACCAUCGUGUUCAACGUGUUCGUCAUGAUGCAGCUCUUCAACGAGAUCAACGCCAGGAAGAUCCACGGAGAGAGGAACGUGUUCGAGGGCAUCUACAGGAACCCCAUCUUCUGCAGUGUCGUGGUGGGGACCUUCGCCCUGCAGAUCGUCAUCGUUCAGUUCGGAGGGAAGCCGUUCUCCUGCACGGCUCUGACCAUCGACCAGUGGCUGUGGUGCAUCUUCAUCGGCGUGGGAGAGCUGCUGUGGGGACAGCUGAUCUCAGCCAUCCCCACCCACCGCCUGAAGUUCCUGAUGGAAGCCGGUCACGGCACCACGAAGGAGGAGAUGCACGCGGAGGAGCUGACGGAGGGCGCCGACGAGAUCGACCACGCCGAGAUGGAGCUGAGGAGAGGCCAGAUCCUCUGGUUCAGAGGUCUGAACCGCAUCCAGACGCAGAUGGAUGUGGUCUAUACCUUCCAGACGGGCCAGGCUCCGGUGCCCGGUGCCCUGCGCCGCCAGCCGUCCGUCGUCAGCCAGCACAAUGACGCCACCGCCGCCAAAACUCUCUCUAGCCCCACCCACAUUAAGGUGGUCAACGCGUUCCGUAGCUCCCUGUACCCGAUGGAGAGCCCAGAGUCCCGUAGCUCCAUCCACAGCUUCAUGGCCCAUCCUGAGUUCGUGCCCCUGUCCGAGGAGGAGGCUCGCACCCCCAUCAUCGAGGAGACUGGAGACGAGAUCGACCCCCUCCCCAGCGCCUCCUCCGGGGCGACGGGAGGAGGAGAGCCGCCCAGCGCUUUCCCACGCAGCUGCGAGUCAUCCAUCUGAGCUCCUCCUCCUCUUCCUCCCUCCUCUUUAUCAGUAUCAUCUGUCAUCCCACCAACUGAACUGUCGCACUGAGGAGGGAAGUCGCUCUGCAUCCCGUCAUCCUGCACACACACACACACACAUACAUGCUUCACAUCGUCUUCACCCCCCUGUCAUUCCUGCCACAUUGUGUCUUUCAUACUGACUGUGGCAUCAUUCUGCCUGUAAGUUUGUUCCUCCACCAACAUCACCCUACACACACACACACACACACACACACACACACACACACACACACACACACGUGUCAGAGUGGAGUCCAGAGUCUCCACCGUUGGAAGGCCCGUCUUUGUCCAUUCAUGUAUAUUUUUUACUCUAUGAUCCUUUUUUGAGAAGCAUUUAAACUUCGUUGGGUUCGAUCUUCGCGGGACUCGCAGCAGCAUGUCGUGUUCUGUACUUGCUUCAUUCCGGCGUGUCUCUCUCUCUCUCUCUCUCUCUCUCUCUCUCUCUCUCUCUCUCUCUCUCAAGCGGCACAGAACUUUUCAAAGAGUGCAGUGAUUCUCGUGUACAUACGCUUUUCCGCUCCUCUACACAGCUAACAGCCGGGGUUUUGGUGAUCAGAAGAUUUUUAGGCAAAUGCAAAAAUGUAACCUUUUUUUUUGUUUGUUUUUAAACCUCUGACGAAUGUUAAUUGAUGAUUCAAGCAUCAGAGAAUGUCUUGUGAGUUUGACACUACAGUGUUCAAGGUUCAACUGUUAAAAGAAAUGUUCUUCCCUUUAUCGUGUCUGUAUGUGUUGGUUUUUCUCUUUUAAUCAGCCGUGUUGCAUGUGGAAGGACAGAAUGUUUACUACCCCCCUAAAAUAUCCAACAUGGCGGCGUCCAGAGAGGGCUGGCUCUCUGCUCAGCGGGGGUCCGACCUCAUCUCAUCCGGUCCGGGUUCUGGUUCUCUCUGCCCCCCCCACUACGUCCACAGUCUCGAUAGGAAAACAGGAGCGUGGCUCUUGUUCUGUAGGAUGCAUGUUGUGUUUCAUUCGUGUUGAGUCGCAUGAUAAUUUAGGAAUGAAUAUUUGGGAUUCUGUUUCGACGACCUUAUGUGUGUGUUAGUCUGCAGCAGCGUCAUUUCAGAGCAACUUUAACUUCCUGUCUGUACGACUGAACUUCCUGUUAGCACUACGGGACAAAAACAGACCCAUCAGUGUUCACAUACUACAGUGGCGGUCUCCGUGCUCUGCGUGUGGUCUUAGAUCUGACUCACCCAUGAAUAGGAGGGAGCUGGAUCCGAUCCCAGCUCUCAUCGGGCAGACGGCGGGUUCUCCCAGUCGGCCUGUGGUGCCUUUCUUGCUGGUGUCACAGCAGAGAACACGAGGCCACAACAUAUGCUUAACUUUCAGCAGAAAGAAAGGAUGCAGCCUUUAACUAGAACCUGAAAUAUUCCAGCUGCCGCUCCGCUCGUCGCCUGGAUGACCUCGACGUUGGCUUCAGUUCAUUUAGAGAAACAAAAAAGACAGAAACUAAAACCAGAAUACUUCAGAGAUGAGGGUUCGUAUUCACUGUCUCAAGCUCUCUUGUCUCCUUCCUCCUCCCCUCCUCUGACAGUCUCAUAUUGAAGUGUGACAACCAAUCAAAAGUGACAACCUGUGACCGUGACACUGUGAGGCGACCCCCCUCGCGAAACACUGCCCCACUGUGCCGCUAACUGUAAUUUGGUUAAGAGUCGACUAAACAUUUAGCUCACAUCUUUCCGGAUUGGACUCUCCAAACUGAGCCUGAACACUACUGCCAUUCAUCCCUGUGUGUCUUCAAAAUAAAAGCCCUCCUUUAAUCCUAGAGUUCGAUCCAUUCUGCUCGUUUAGAUCUGGGUUACAGAUGACCUCGUCCGACAGCUUGAUUCUCGUGAUGUCACAUAAAAAAGGGUUAGACACUUAGAAAGGUAUCCCAGGCUUAUCUUGACUUCUCCCAGACACAUCUCGAAGCUCUUCCUGGUGAAUCCCUUGGUGUUCCCAGACCAGUUGGGAUGUAUAAUCCUCGCAGUGUGUUCUGGGUCUGCUGGGGGGCUUCCUCCCAGUUAGACCAGUGUCCAGUAUACGCCGACAGAGAGGUAAACCACUAACCAGAGCUCGUGACCAUAGAUCUGAAUGUAGAUCGACUGAUGGAUCGAGAGUCUCAGUUGGCAGAGCUCCAGUAUCGAUGAGUCUGUUUUGGGUCACGGUGCAGGACGUUCAGUCCGAACAGACAGGAAGUUGACGGGCCUCUGAACAGAGUCGGCACCGUCUUGUCUGCGUUUGAGACAAAUCUAGGUACCAGUUCUCACGUUUCUCGUUCACUCGUUUGUCAGAUUUUACGAACAGAAAUGAAAUCGGUGACGUCACACAGCCAGCAGCAGAGAAGAUGUUUGAUCUUCAUCAUCAUCAUCAUGCAUCUUACCACUGUGCUGUGUUUGAUCGACAGGCGACAGACUGAUGAUGUCACCAGUCAGCCUGUAGAGUUAAAUCCACCGUGUGUCCGCCGCUCAGUACUUCCUGCCUGCCGUUGUCCUGCAGAUUACUGUCUUAAAAGAGGAAGGAAUCAUCUUCCAAUCAGAAGCAGCGAUGUGUGUAACCCCCUCUUAGUCUGACUAGCAGCCAUCCACCUGUGUGCUACUACUGCCAUAUUUCCAACUUUUUGUCAUGACUAGGUUCUUCCUCUCCCCUCUGAUGAGCUUUUUCUAUGUAACCCAGAGCCAUAUUUUAUAGGUUGUCUGUAUUGUUUUUUAUCUCAUUGUUAUCGAGGUUUCCUUUGGACUUUCUCACCCCUCGACCCCCCCGGCCCCGGCCCUUUUCUCCAAACACGACCAAAAAGCAAGGAGAAAAUCUUCAGUCGUCACUGCCGAACCAAGUUUAAAGGACCUCUACAAUGUUUACAUGAAAAGCAAGUGGGUGGCAGUUCGCCUGCACUUCUCUCAUUCGACCGCUUCCCUUUCAUUCCCUUGCUUUCCUGAAUCUUAGAGUUACUAUUUAACUGAAUGGGGAAUCUUUCUUGCAUGGUUUUCAUAUAAAAUUCAAUGUUUUGCUCAUUUUUUACAACUCUUCUGUAUUUUUAUAUUAAGUACUUUUUAAUACUUUGGAGAUAUAUGAAUAUAUAUGUAUAGGCUGAAGAGUUUGGUGACAGUACAGUACAUGAAUGAGAGGAAUCUAACGUGGACUGUCUUUUUACAGCUCUCUAAUAUUUAUGCCACGUGUGUCGUCUUGGUCACCUGAUGUUAGGGCUCAGAAACCUGCAGUGACUUGUUUACUUCCUGUCGGCCGCUCAAUUGGAAUCUCAACAGUCUAGUCUCAUCAGCCCCCUUUUACAUGAGUAUAUUCACUUUAUCUAACAUGUGUCACACUACACGCUAUGUGAUUUCGCAGUUAUCCGACUCCAUUAGAGUGCAGCCAAUGCAACGUGAAUACAGCUAACUGUAUCAAAUAUUAAAUGGGAGUGUAUAAUUAUUUAUCCAACCUCUGGGUUUCUUUGUUUCUGUACUUUGAAGCCACUACGACUGAUUUCUUUGAAUGAGUGGACUGAUGCUGUUUUCCGACUGACUGGUGCCGGAGCUGACGGCUUUGAAAGAGGAUGACGGCUGUGUCCCGCUUCAGGCCCCGCCUCUGUAGAAAGGAGGCGUGGCCUGUGAAGGUGUGUCUUUACGGACACGAAACUUGAGAGAGCAACCUGAGGACCAAAGCAGAGCCGGACCGAAUCAUUAAAAAAAAUUCCCUUUAGGUCUUUGAAGUGGACCCAUGAAAAGAAAACCUGAACCCAACGAGCUUAAUUCUUAUUGUUUUUAAAAGAGGCCUGGUCCCUGUUUCUCAACAGCAUCUUAAGACGAUCUUAGUCCCGUUGAAGGUCUAAGGGCACCGAUCCCAAAAAAAACAAAAAGGGACUCGAGGACAGUUCGGGCGCUUUCUCAAGCCAACAGUUGGUCCUUUUUAAACCAAAACAACCGGUACAGGCUGUUAGCAAGAGGCGGUCUCGGACUGCUACCAAUCGAGCCCUAUGCGGUUCGGUUGCAGUGAAGUGAACAAAGAAAGCAGGCUACCAGGUUAAUAUGAUCGGGAGAUGACCGACCAAUGUUUCACUGACAUCUGGGCCAAAGAGAACAUGCAGAAUAUGCUGGAUAAAGUCCAAAAAUGUUUUUUAAAGUCACUCAAGAUAAACUGGAGAAGAGAUUUGUGCUCACAGCAGAUCCGUUCCGACUCAAAGCAACAGCAGCAUGUGUUGUUUUAAUUGUUCUGCUUUAAUUAGCGAACCAGACUAAAUAGAAAACAGACCAAAUAGUUGAAUCAAUGUUACUCUGAUUUGGUCCAACCAAAAGUACUUCGGCUUGUGAAAGCGCCCUGAGACUAUAACACAGCAGGGCCCUACAGGACCCGACCAGACUGAAUAUAAUCUGAACCCAGCUCGUCUCGGGUCCAGUCUCGGUUGCUAGAAACCAGUUGGACCCAUGAGAACCUUCGCUAACAUGGGCCACUCUCUGAGUUCCUCUGUCAACGUCAUGUCGGUAUUUAAAGAUGCUUUUAAAUACUGUGACCAGCAGCUGUGAUACCUUUAAGUUUUGGGGUUGCCAUGAGGUUUAAAUUUGGGUAUUUUUCUUGUAUUUCACAGCCAAACAGUUUUUGUUCAUUUAAAUGUUUGUCUUCUGUCAUGGUUAACUGCUGCUGUACAUGUUUGCAUACAGAGGGGGGGUUAGGGGUCUGUCUCAUUAACACUAGGGGCCCAAAAAGGUUCGGGGCGGCCCUAGACCUCAGGUUGAGUCGUCUAAAUUUAGGCCAAGAACAAGAACUUCUUUUUUUUUUGGAUCUGGUCAUUAAAAGGAGGCGCAGCCUGUGACGGGACACAGCCGCAAUCACAGAUGACAUUGUUACACCACCGACUUCAGAAACAUUUCUCGGGAGAGAGAGCAGGACUGUUAAAGGCGCUCGUGACAUCACUUCCUCUUCCUGCCGUCUAAACGAGACGCACCUUUUUCCAAAACGAUGACGCGUUUUUUCCUCUUUGUUUUUGGGUCCAACUGCUGAACAGAUAUAGAACAGCUGUGCUCCUACAGUCAGUACAAUGUAAAUAUUGUCAUAUAAGGGGAUGAAGUGUACCUGCUGUGUGUGUCGGGUGACAGGAAAUAGGACGGGGGGGCAGGCAGGCAAUCAGCCAAUCAUCACCCAGCAAAGCUUUAAGGAUGUUCUGCCAAAGUUGUUUCCUUUUCUUCUUCUGCACAAGUUUGUUUUUAGAAAGUUUGCAGUCACAUGACCUCCUCCCCCCCCCCCCCCCCCUCCUGCCACCUGGAUAAGAUUGUCCCUCUGCUCUUGCCAUGGCUUUUCUGUGGCUGUGGUGGUCGACUUUUGGACCGGUUGCCCUCGUAUAUCUCUCACACCAGGUGCACAGUACAGGCCCGCCAUCGGA
Molecule: messenger RNA, 9993 nt
Organism: Anarrhichthys ocellatus (wolf-eel)
Lineage: Eukaryota; Metazoa; Chordata; Actinopteri; Perciformes; Anarhichadidae
Product: plasma membrane calcium-transporting ATPase 1-like
Exons: 22
Coding region: 889-4602 (1237 amino acids)
Biological process (GO): regulation of cytosolic calcium ion concentration; calcium ion transmembrane transport
Cellular component (GO): plasma membrane; intracellular membrane-bounded organelle
Molecular function (GO): ATP binding; ATP hydrolysis activity; PDZ domain binding
Source: RefSeq, a predicted model, not a curated record